CCCGCGCGCUCCCGCCCCUCCCCCGCCAAGCCUGGCUCUUGGCGCAGACUCGCUUGUUUGUUUCUGCAGGAGCCUAAGAAGAGGCCGAAGCCGAGAAGAUGCCCGGGAAGCUGAAGGUGAAAAUCGUGGCCGGGCGCCAUUUGCCAGUGAUGGACCGAGCUAGUGACCUGACUGAUGCUUUCGUGGAGGUAAAAUUUGGUAAUACCACCUUUAAAACAGAUGUGUAUCAUAAGUCACUUAACCCUCAGUGGAACUCAGAAUGGUUUAAAUUUGAGGUGGAUGAUGAAGAUUUACAAGAUGAACCUCUGCAGAUCACAGUCCUUGACCAUGAUACUUACAGUGCAAAUGAUGCCAUUGGUAAAGUGUACAUUGAUAUUGAUCCUUUACUCUAUAGUGAAGCUGCAACAGUCAUUUCAGGAUGGUUUCCAAUUUAUGACACAAUACAUGGUAUUCGUGGGGAAAUAAAUGUAGUUGUCAAAGUAGACCUCUUUAAUGAUUUAAACCGAUUUAGGCAGUCAUCAUGUGGAGUCAAAUUCUUUUGCACAACAUCUAUUCCAAAGUGCUAUAGAGCCAUGAUAAUUCAUGGAUUUGUAGAAGAACUUGUAGUCAAUGAAGACCCAGAAUAUCAAUGGAUUGAUCGAAUUCGCACACCAAGGGCAUCAAACGAAGCCAGGCAAAGACUCAUAUCUUUAAUGUCAGGUGAACUGCAGAGGAAGAUUGGCCUGAAAGUACUUGAAAUGAGAGGAAAUGCAGUUGUUGGGUACUUACAGUGUUUUGAUCUGGAGGGCGAGUCUGGGUUAGUGGUACGAGCCAUAGGAACAGCCUGUACUCUGGAUAAACUAAGUAGCCCAGCAGCAUUUCUUCCUGCAUGCAAUUCCCCAUCCAAAGAAAUGAAGGAGAUUCCCUUCAAUGAAGAUCCCAAUCCUAAUACUCACUCAUCAGGACCCUCAACCCCUCUGAAAAACCAAACUUAUUCCUUUUCACCUUCCAAGUCCUACAGUCGACAGUCCUCUUCUUCUGACACAGAUUUGAGUUUGACACCCAAAACUGGAAUGGGAAGUGGUAGUGCUGGAAAAGAAGGGGGGCCAUUUAAAGGUCUUUUAAGACAACAGACUCAGUCAGCAUUGGAGCAAAGGGAAUUUCCAUUUUUUACCUUGACGGCAUUUCCUCCUGGAUUUCUUGUGCAUGUUGGGGGUGUGGUUAGUGCACGCUCUGUGAAGCUUUUGGAUCGCAUCCAUAAUCCUGAUGAACCAGAAACUCGAGAUGCAUGGUGGGCAGAAAUCAGACAAGAAAUAAAAUCACAUGCUAAAGCAUUAGGCUGUCAUGCUGUAGUGGGCUACAGUGAAUCGACUAGCAUCUGUGAGGAAGUCUGUAUUUUAUCUGCAUCUGGGACAGCAGCUGUACUGAAUCCUAGAUUGCUGCAGGAUGGCACCGUGGAGGGCUGUUUGGAACAGAGGCUAGAAGAAAAUUUGCUUCCAGGCUGUGGAUUUUGCCAUAUACCAUAUGAUGAACUGAAUAUGCCAUUUCCAGCUCAUCUGACAUAUUGCUGUAACUGCAGGAAACAAAAAGUUCCUGAUGUUCUCUUUACAACUAUAGAUCUCCCAGUGGACGCGACAGUUAUUGGAAAAGGUUGUCUUAUUCAAGCAAGAUUAUGUCGCUUGAAAAAGAAAGCACAGGCAGAAGCAAAUGCUACAGCCAUCAGUAAUCUGCUGCCAUUUAUGGAAUAUGAAGUACACACUCAGCUAAUGAAUAAACUAAAACUCAAAGGAAUGAAUGCUUUGUUUGGACUGAGAAUUCAGAUUUCAGUGGGUGAAAAUAUGUUGAUGGGCUUAGCAUCUGCCACAGGUGUAUACUUGGCAGCUUUACCAACACCCGGUGGCAUUCAGAUUGCUGGGAAGACUCCGAAUGAUGGCUCCUAUGAACAGCAUAUAUCUCACAUGCAAAAGAAGAUAAAUGACACGAUCGCUAAGAACAAAGAAUUAUAUGAAAUCAAUCCUCCGGAGAUAUCUGAAGAGAUUAUAGGAUCUCCCAUCCCAGAACCUAGGCAACGCUCAAGACUUUUAAGAUCUCAGUCAGAAAGUUCUGAUGAAGUUACAGAAUUAGACCUUUCGCAUGGAAAAAAAGAUGCUUUUGUUUUGGAGAUUGAUGACACAGAUGCCAUGGAGGAUGUACAUUCUCUACUUACUGAUGUUCCUCCACCUUCAGGCUUUUAUAGUUGCAAUACAGAAAUUAUGCCUGGUAUAAAUAAUUGGACAUCUGAAAUACAGAUGUUCACAUCAGUAAGAGUCAUCAGAUUAAGUAGCCUUAACCUGACUAAUCAAGCUCUUAAUAAGAACUUUAAUGAUCUCUGUGAAAAUUUGCUCAAGAGCCUGUAUUUUAAACUACGAUCCAUGAUCCCCUGCUGCCUUUGCCAUGUAAAUUUUACAGUAUCUCUGCCUGAAGAUGAACUAAUUCAGGUUACAGUCACAGCGGUUGCAAUAACUUUUGAUAAAAAUCAGGCUUUACAGACCACAAAAACACACGUUGAAAAGUCAUUGCAAAGAGCCUCCACAGACAAUGAAGAACUUCUGCAGUUUCCCUUAGAACUCUGUUCGGAUUCACUUCCUCCUCAUCCUUUCCCACCAGCUAAAGAACACCUGGAGAGUGCAAGUUCUAACUCAGGUAUACCAGCUGCACAGAGAGCGACGUCAGUUGAUUACAGUUCCUUUGCAGACAGAUGCAGCAGCUGGAUAGAGCUCAUUAAACUGAAAGCUCAGACCAUAAGGCGCGGAUCAAUUAAGACAACUGUGACAGUUGAAAAAUCAAGUCCGAUGGGUGAAGGAAAUUUCCGGAAUCGUUCUGCUCCAUCUUGUGCCAGUUCUACAGUUGGGGUUGUUAAGAUGACACCUCUUUCUUUCAUUCCUGGAGCAAAAAUAACUAAGUACCUUGGAAUAAUUAAUAUGUUUUUUAUUCGGGAAACCACUUCUCUUCGUGAGGAAGGAGGUGUCAGUGGCUUUCUCCAUGCUUUCAUUGCUGAAGUGUUUGCAAUGGUGAGAGCUCAUGUUGCUGCUUUAGGAGGGAAUGCUGUUGUCUCCUACAUAAUGAAGCAGUGUGUUUUCAUGGAGAAUCCGAAUAAGAACCAGGCACAGUGUCUUAUAAAUGUAAGCGGUGAUGCAGUAGUUUUUGUGCGUGAAUCUGAAUUAGAAGUGGUAUCAACUCAGCAACCUGCUGCCAAUUGCCAGCCUGCAUGUACUGGAGAAGUAACAACCUGAAGUAAACUACAAAGAGUUCAACUAAGUGAAAAUCAUCUUUCUACAUUAUUUGGUCGUUAACUGUCUUCUCAGACUUUAAAAACUUGAACUAAACUUGAGAUAAUUAAGAAAGAAUUGAUACAAGCAUGAGAAGAUUUGCUUUGUCUGGAAUCUCUUGGAGGCAUGAGAUUCUCUGAUCUUUACUCUUUUUUUUUUUUUCCUAGUCUAGACAGGCAACCCUAUGGAAUCUUGAUCCUUUGGUAAGAUAAACUUCUCAGAGAAUUUGGUAUAGCAAAGAUGGAAGCUUUUUGUAAUUUAUGUUGAUUUUAAUAAAAUAAUUUAAAAGAUCAAAGGGAAAGAUUAUAAGGAAACUAGGAUAGCUCCCCUAGUCUAGUUUAAAAACUUAAGCAAGGAAUUCACAAAUUGUUACUGAAUAAAUAAUCUGAUUUGAGGAACGUGAGGAGAAAUGUUUUCCGAGAACUUCUACAUAGGUUUCUAAAUGUGUUUUAUUUUGAUGAGGAAUUCAGUAGCAAGUAAAAGGAAAGGUAUUUCAGCCAUUUUUAAAAAGAAGUUAAAAUCUGCAACUUGUACGUGUAAUAUGUCCUUACUACUGUCAAAGUACCUUAUCAGAACUGAUGUCCUUUCAUUGUAAGUUUUAAUAUUUCUAAGGAGGAAAAAGGGGUGCAAAAAAUUACUGUAUAAUUCCAUAACUGGUCGAAUUUCAGUUAGUAUUUACUUUGUCUAGAAGGCACCUGGCUUCAACUGGGACGAAAAAAUCAGCGAGUUUUGUUGAAAUACUUAAAAUGUAAUUGAGCUAGUAGGAAAACGAAAUUAUUUUCUAAUAAAACACUAUAAUACUCCUACCAAAUAAACAGAAUUUUAGUAAUGCCUUAGGUUUUUUGAUGGUGACUUAGCUGCAUUUGACAUAGAUUUUGGAAAUGUAACUUGAAUGUAAAUAUGCUGCAAAAUGUUGAAUGUAUACCUAGAAAUAACUUUUCUGUCAAAGCCAAAUACACUUUGUAAAUGAACCUUAAAAAUCACAUUCCUCCUUUUGCACAAUAAAAUUUCUUUAUAAAAGUCAUGAUUUUGCUUUACCAGGAUGAAAAACUACCCAAAAGGUUAGGAAUCAUUUCCUUGUUAUCACAGGUGUCAAUAUUUUUCUGUAUUUUGUUUAUAAUUUUAUUUUUUAAAUAAAACGUUUAUAAAAACAAACUACAAUAUUUCUAAAACUCUUUUUUGCCUCCUUGAU
Messenger RNA from Orycteropus afer afer, 4479 nucleotides. Lineage: Eukaryota; Metazoa; Chordata; Mammalia; Tubulidentata; Orycteropodidae. The record is from RefSeq and is a predicted model, not a curated record.